Molecule: messenger RNA, 366 nt
Organism: Didymella exigua CBS 183.55
Lineage: Eukaryota; Fungi; Ascomycota; Dothideomycetes; Pleosporales; Didymellaceae
Exons: 1
Coding region: 1-366 (121 amino acids)
Source: RefSeq, a predicted model, not a curated record
AUGGCAACCCUACUAAGAGACCCACAAGUCCGCGAGUACGACAUCUUGGCCAUCCAGGAACCUUGGAAGAACCUGUUUACAGCCACAACCCACCACCCAGCAAAAGAUGUCUUCCACCUAUGCUGCCUAACGGGAGAUGAAAAGGGGCCUGCUAGGGUGUGUUUCUUCAUUAACAAGAAAAUAGACCACAAACAAUGGCGGUUUAGCAAGCGCAGCAGAGACAUCUGCUCUCUUGUAAUUAAGCCUAGCAAAGAACAACAAGAUAGACAACAGCUUCUAAUACACAAUAUUUACAACCAGGGAGGAGCCAGCGCUAGUGAAGAGACUGCGAUUACUAACAUACGUCCAAUUCUAGACAGAUACUAA